Molecule: messenger RNA, 1684 nt
Organism: Mizuhopecten yessoensis (Yesso scallop)
Lineage: Eukaryota; Metazoa; Mollusca; Bivalvia; Pectinida; Pectinidae
Exons: 14
Coding region: 17-1360 (447 amino acids)
Molecular function (GO): protein binding
Source: RefSeq, a predicted model, not a curated record
UAAAAUAUCGAUAAAAAUGGUGAAAAAGUUGUGGAAGUUUAAGUCCAUGGAUGAGGUGAACACAGCCGUGAACAUGGCCCUGAGGACUACCAUGUUUAACGAGCGGUGCCGGCGGUGGGAAAAGGUGAUAGGUGGAUAUCGACAUCUAUUUUGGAUGAUUGACCGUAAACACUUCCCAGAGGACUAUGAACCCCCGACCAACUUUCAAAUGUUUAUGUACGAAAUGUACUUCCACCUGGCCGUGGCCUACCAACACAUCGGUAAACAUAAACAAGCGAUUACCGAGCUCACCAACGCCAUAGAUAUAGUCUCAAUACCAAAGAAUGGUUGUUUAGCCGGCUGUCUGACCAACUCCUGUUUGAUGACACCAGUUUACGCACGGCGAGCGUUCGCCAACGCAAAGUCAGGGAAUAUGGUUUCGGCUAUGCGGGAUGCUGAGAAGACUGUCGUACUAGACAGCAUAAACCCUGACGUGUACUGCAUACGGGCCCUUGUCUAUAGCACCAAAACCUACGAGAAACAUGCUAAAAAAGAUCUAGAGCUUGCCCUGCGUUUAAACCCGACUCACAGUUGUUCGCUUAUGCUAUUGAAAUCAUUGAACCAGCCAGAGAUAUCAGCGUUUCACCACCUUCAGGAGAUUAUGAGGCAUGGUGCUGAUCCCAAUUCCUAUAUGAAUGUGAACAGUUUCGCUCAUCCUUGUGUGACCGAGUUCUUCGAUAAGAUGUUGUUUGGACUCAGUGUGCCCCACACACUUACCCAUGUAGACCUGACGCCUGACAAACCAAGCAAGACAUCAAUGGAAAAUGAAGCCCAAAAUCGGACCAAGGAUUCCCGCCCUUCUUCGAGUCGUUCCAAGGUGGAACCGUUUCGCUGUGGAACCCCUGUGUCGGAGCAAAACAAGAGCUCUCUGAGACGCCGGAAAGACUAUGGCGCCGCCCUUCAGAAACACAUUUCUCGGCCUAAAACAUCAGCAGAUUUCUUCGCUAAUUUUGAAAAGGAAAGACGAUUGAAGGCAGUUCAAGACGCCAUUGAACGGAGAGCAGCAUCCGCUGACGGUAUGUCACGUGUUCAGACUCCAUCAACGAAAAUCUCGCGUUCAACGAGAGUGCCACAAGCAACAAAGACAACAAACUUUGAACCUCAGCUGAAAGCUGACAAACGCAAUAGAGAAAACGAGGAGUUUGAGAGCAACAACAAAAAGAAUGCAUUUAUAAUGAAUAUGCCGACAUCGUAUACAAUACCCGUUUUUCAGUCCACAAAUAUCAAAGAAGCGCCUAGAAUGUAUUAUAAACCUUGGAAAGGCGACAGAUUACCUGUUGUUGAGCUGAUUAAGCGACAAACUACACCUGUGUUUAAAUAGAUGGUCUUCGUAAUACUCCAUCAAUAUGUAAAAAUAACUAUCUAUAAAUUAUAUGAUACGACAUUGUUCAUCCAAUUCAUUCAAAUCGAAGAUCUUGAUUUUCGGAUGCCUGUUUUAGAGUGUGUUAUGGUAAUAUCUGUUACAUUCAUUCCGAUAUACUUUUAGGAUUUAAAAUAACGGUUCUUUUGUUAAUUUAUCAAUGAACUUUAGUCGGAUAGAAUAAAAAGAAAACGCCACACUCUCUAGCUGUUCUGUUGUUAUAUAUUGACAUAUAUUUUAAUACGUUGUUUAUGUAAUUGUCGUCCCAAAUAAAUCAUAACUAGU